CUUUGUGGAGACCAUGGGUGAUGCCUUCCCUGAGCUUACAAAGAAGCAAGGCGACAUCAAAGAGAUCCUUGACGAGGAGGAAGAGUCAUUCUCACGUACCCUUGAUCGGGGCGAGAAGCUCUUUGACCAAUACGCGACACGUACGAAAGAUCUGGGUGUCAAUGAGCUCAAUGGUGCAGACGUAUGGCGGCUGUAUGACACGUACGGGUUCCACGUCGACCUCACACGGCUCAUGGCGGCGGGGAACUCAUCUCAUCAUCAUCUGGUAUACCGGCGGAUGCAAACUUUGGCGUGCUCGAAUCUGCGAUUGGAUGGUUCCUUGGUCCAUACUCUCCAGCUUUCCCGCCUACCCGCAUGCACGAGCGCAAUCGAGGCUGACACAUAUUACCCGCGACUGAGGUUCGGCCCUCCUCCCUUUCAUCCGGUUCCGCACAAUCUUCUCGAGUUUCGAAAGCAUACUCAUCAAUGCAAUCAAUGUUUGCGCAUGGCUUCGUUCCAGGGGAACUUCUUCGUCUGCUCUACUGACCUUCCCGCGGUGCCCACCAAUCAGUCUUACGCCGUUGAGAUCCAGAUCGAGUAUACUCUUACGCAACCAUUUGUAGUUAUGUAG
Suillus fuscotomentosus is the source of this 610-nucleotide messenger RNA. RefSeq names its product tRNA synthetases class II (A)-domain-containing protein. Gene Ontology annotation, biological process: alanyl-tRNA aminoacylation; tRNA modification. Gene Ontology annotation, molecular function: amino acid binding; ATP binding; alanine-tRNA ligase activity. The transcript has 4 exons. The coding region runs from base 14 to 610 and encodes 198 amino acids. The record is from RefSeq and is a predicted model, not a curated record. NCBI's taxonomy places the organism in Eukaryota, Fungi, Basidiomycota, Agaricomycetes, Boletales, Suillaceae. Gene Ontology annotation, cellular component: mitochondrion; cytoplasm.